UGUAAGGCGUAACGUGAGUGCGGAUGAUAAAAACAUCAAAAUAAAUAAAUAAUAUAUGUAUGUGCUAAACAAUUGCUUAUGUGAAACAAAGUCAUUAGGUGUACACUACUGGUGCCAAACCAAAUAAAUCAGUUUAGUUAAAGCUGAAAAAUACAAAUAUGCUUGGCUACUUAUAGUUGUUAUUAGUUUAGUGUUUGUGUGCGUGUGCAGUGUCUUGAGUGUAAAUUGAGUGCAUUUCACUCAAUUUGAGAACAAAUUUCAACUACUAAUAGUAGUCUACUAUACUGGAAAAUAAUAAGCAGUAGCCCUCCCGCCUUUGUUUGUCGUGCUUGCUGAUUAAGCGACUGUUGCGCUCUUGACUCACUCCCAUAUCGUCGACAGCGAGGCUAAUCCCUGUUUAUAUUUAAAUGACUAGCACUGUGGCUUCAGUUCCAGUGAUGAUUUGAAUUGCAGCAAUUGCAGUUAUAGCAGUUACUGCCACACACAUCGUUAGUGUUUAAGCCACCACGCACCAUGCUGCAGUUGAAUUGGAGUUUGGCGCUGGCGCUGCUAACGCUAGCGAGCUUAGCAUUAGCUGAGCUCAUAGAUUUGGAUCAGUUGGAAGGACCGAAUAUAUGCAAAAAGCGUGAAAACUAUGAAGUGGACGUGGUUGUUACGGAAAUGCAAUCGUUCCAGGAGAGAGACAGCGUCUUUUGUCUCAGCUUGACGCUCAAGUGUCCCACCUAUCGCAUCAAACAUCGCAUUGUGAAUAAAACUCAAACGCUGACCAAGUCGCGCAUUGUACGCGACUGCUGCGACGGCUACGAGCGCAGCGGCAACGAGUGCGUGCCACACUGCAGCAAACCCUGCCAGCAUGGCAAAUGCAUUGCUCCGGAGAAGUGCAAGUGUAGCGAAGGAUACGGUGGACCAGUCUGCAAUAUAAAUUGCUCGCCGGGUCUGUAUGGCAUCGACUGUAAGCAGCAAUGCGAUUGCCUAAACAACGCCACCUGUGAGCCCUACACGGGCGAGUGUGAGUGCGCCAAGGGCUACACGGGCGAGAAGUGCGCCGAGAACUGUCCGCCGGAUCGCUAUGGCGAGAAGUGUGCGGAGUUGUGUCGCUGUGAAAAUGGCGGCAGCUGUCACCAUGUCUCCGGCAAAUGUUUCUGCGCCCCCGGCUACACGGGUCCCUUAUGUGACAUGCGCUGUCCGGACGGCAAGCACGGCGAUCAUUGCGAGGAAGAUUGCCGCUGCCAAAACGACGGCAAGUGUGAUCCGCAUAACGGUGACUGCGACUGCACCGAGGGCUGGACGGGCGAUGUCUGCGCCAACAAGUGCCCCACCGGCAGCUACGGAUUGAGGUGCGAACGCUCCUGCGAGUGCUUCAACGAUGCGCCCUGCCAUCAUAUAACCGGACAAUGCGAAUGCCCGCCGGGCUACAUGGGCGAGCACUGCGUCGACGAGUGUCCGUUCAAUAGGUACGGCGUCAAUUGCACGGAGCAGUGCCACUGCGAAAACGACGCCACCUGCAGUGUGCACGGCAAGUGCAUCUGCACUCCAGGCUGGCAGGGCGAGCACUGCGAGGAGCGCAUCUGUGAGAUCAACAAAUACGGCGUGGACUGCAACAAGACCUGCGAAUGCGAAAUGGAGCACACGGAACUCUGUCAUCCGGAGACGGGACGCUGCAAGUGCAGCAUUGGCUGGAGCAGUGCUCAGUGCACGCGUCCUUGCCCCUUCCUCAAGUACGGCAUCAACUGUGAGCAGAACUGCAAUUGCCGCAACGGCGCCAAGUGCUCGCCCACCGACGGCAGCUGCAUCUGUGCGCCGGGCUUCAGCGGCGAGCGCUGCGAACAGAGCUGCGGCCCCGGCACCUACGGCCAGGAUUGUGCCCUCAACUGCGACUGCCAAAACGGCGCCACCUGCGCACCGGAGACGGGCCAAUGCCUCUGCGCGCCCGGCUGGCGGCACAACAAAUGCGAUCGUCCCUGCGAGCUCAACAAAUACGGCCCCGACUGCACCAGCAGCUGCGAGUGCCGCAACGAUGCCGCCUGCAAUCCCAUCAACGGCACCUGCACCUGCGCCGCCGGCUGGACGGGCCAGCGCUGCGAGCAAAAGUGCACCACAGGCAGCUACGGCACCAACUGUGCCCACAAAUGCAAGUGCGACGAAUACAAUUCCAUUGGCUGCGAUGCCGAGACGGGACGCUGCAUCUGCAAACAGGGCUACAAAGGCGUUCAUUGCGAGACCAACUGCCAAAGCGGUUUCUAUGGUGAGAAUUGUGCUAAAGUUUGCAGAUGCCUAAACAACUCCUCGUGUGACAACGACUCUGGCGACUGCAUCUGUGCGCCCGGCUGGUCCGGCGCCUAUUGCGCUGAUCCCUGCCCCGAGGGCACCUACGGCAUGGAGUGCCAAGAGCGCUGCCCAGAGAAUCUACACGGCAAUGCUACAUGCGAUCACAUCACUGGUCAGAUGCACUGCAGCCCUGGCUACAUGGGACACGCCUGCCAGCAUGCCUGCCCGCCCGGCUUCUAUGGACCCAAAUGCAUGCUCAAGUGCAGCUGCAAGAACAACGGGGAAUGCAAUCAUGUGACUGGUCAGUGCCUGUGUCUGCCCGGCUGGACGGGCGCCAACUGCAAUCAGUCCUGCCCGGAGGAUACCUAUGGCCAGGACUGCAGUCGUCAUUGUCGCUGCCAGAAUCAUCGCGUCUGCCGCAAGAACGACGGCCACUGCAUCUGUCUGCCCGGCUGGAUGGGCGAUCAGUGCCAGGACAUAUGCCCAGAGGGCUUCUACGGCGAAUUCUGCACGCAGUCCUGCGCCUGCCCCACCUCCAAUUUCCAGUGUCAUGCAGCGAACGGUUGCGUCUGCCGCAUUGGCUACACCGGCGAGAACUGUGACGAGCCCAUUGCCUGGAAGCACAUGGCAGCGCCUGUGGAAGAAUCUCACAAUGCUGGCAUGGCCCUGAGCGUGGUGCUCCUGGUGAUCUCUAUAGCCGUCAUUGCGGCGCUGCUGCUUUAUUAUCGCCGACGCAUGUCGAAUCUAAAGACAGAGAUUGCCCAUGUGCACUAUACGCACGAUACCAAUGGCCUGGGCUGGCCCCCAGCCAAUCAUAACUUUGAUAAUCCUGUGUACGGCAUGCAGCCAGAUACGCGUCUGCUGCCGCAUCAGCUGCGUCCCAAGAUGAACAACUUUAACCAGAAUGGCUCGCUAUGCACGGACUACGGCGACGACUCGAAUGCCAGCAGCAGAGUGGGCAGUUACUCCAUCAACUACAAUCACGAGCUGCUCAACAAGAACAUGAAUGCGGAUAUGACAAAUCCGAAUGUGUACAAUGCCAUAGGCGAUCCGCUUAAGGAGGAGCACGUCUACGAUGAAAUCAAACAGAAAGAAGGCUACAAGGAUCCCGUGAAAAUUUAUAGCAAGAUCUUGUUUCCGGAGGAUGAAUACGAUCACUUGGACUACUCGCGGCCCAGCACUUCGCAGAAGCCGCACUACCAUCGCAUGAACGACACCAUGCUGAACAUUAAUCUAAACGAGGAGAAGCCCAGCAAUGUGAAGAACAUGACCGUGCUGCUGGAGGAGAAGCCCGAAGCGCCAGUGGAAACGGAGGCGCAGCACGAUAGCUUUGAUAAUAACAAUUUGGACAAUGCGUCAACAGCAUCGCCCAGCUCUAGUCCGGACCUGAGCAAAUAAACUUUUGCAGCUGGGCUUACAAUAUGAUUUCAUUAUAAUGAUAUUUUUAAAUGAUUGUCAGUAAUUGUUUAAAGCAUUAGAAUUGUUAAGUUAUAUUAAGUUGUGUACAUUUUGUGUAGCGUCUGCUUUUCCUUUUUCAAUGUGUAUUUGUCUAUUUGUAUUCAGGCAUUUUAACGUUUUAGCGUCAACUAUGUAAUUGUAAAUUAUAUUUUAGGUCCCUUUACAACCCAGCGCUGCAUUUAAGUGUUGCGUCAAGUGUGCCGACUUUUUGUAAAUGUUUAUAAUAUAUAGUUUUGUUUUUCAACCAUUGUAUUCAUGCUCAUGUAUGCUCAUUUAGUUUAACAUACCAUAUACAUACAGGCAUAUAUAUUUAUAUACACAUAUAUACAUUUGUAAUCUUCCUUUUUUAAGAAAAUUUGUGCUGUUAAAAAAAAAAAUGUAAAUCGAUACCUUUAGCUCUCUAACCGAGACUGGCAAUAAUUUUGGCAAUACCCAAUACAUAUACAUGUGCAUAUGGUAUACAUAAGCAAAUAUAUAUAUUUGUAUAACAACAAGAAUUGAAUUUUAAACGUUACAAAAUAAUUGUGAAAUUUAUAUGUCAAAAUAAAAACAGUUAAAUCCACAUUAACUGCAAGCGAUUGGCCAAAAUAUUUGUUAGCAUAAAUAUUUCUAGUUAAAAUAUUGGCAUUACAUAUUUUGUUUAGAAAUAUUAAAUUGUAUUCACAGUAGUAGAGUGUAAGUUAAAGCUCAAGUUAAUGCUGUCUUACAAAGGCAAAAUAAAAAACAAAAUUAUUUAAA
Messenger RNA from Drosophila busckii, 4464 nucleotides. It is a transcript of the gene drpr, whose product is annotated as protein draper. The coding region runs from base 514 to 3666 and encodes 1050 amino acids. NCBI's taxonomy places the organism in Eukaryota, Metazoa, Arthropoda, Insecta, Diptera, Drosophilidae. The transcript has 12 exons. Gene Ontology annotation, molecular function: scavenger receptor activity; protein binding. The record is from RefSeq and is a predicted model, not a curated record.